Molecule: messenger RNA, 1947 nt
Organism: Rotaria sp. Silwood1
Lineage: Eukaryota; Metazoa; Rotifera; Eurotatoria; Philodinida; Philodinidae
Source: the annotation of a GenBank genome assembly
AUGGAUGAUUCAUUUACGGAUGUUUUUUCUUUAAAAAACAAUGAAUUUUAUACUUUUAUUGAAGAAUUAGUUGGACAACAAAUAGUCGAUGUUUUGAAGUUUCAAUCGAUAACAUCUACACAAAAUGCUACCAGUAUAAUUAAAAAGAUAAAAUAUGAUUCAACAACAAAUACAUUCAAUGGAUUUGCUACACCACUUGAUCAUGGAGUACCAAUUAAAGAAUAUUAUCAAACUGAUUCAUUUGGUAAAUUGAAAUUAUGGUUUAAUUCAAAUGAUAAAUCAUCUUUACUAAAUGUCCACAUGAUCCAACCAGUACAAUCCACAAAUCAAACCAUUAUUCCAAGUCCUUUUUUAUUAUCAGCAUAUGGAAUUGAUAACACAGCUACAGCGAAUGAUAUAUUACAAAGAUGGUGUUCAUCAACAUCAACAAGCUUUUACAAUAAAAUUAAAAUCACAUUAGCCUUGGUUUUUUUACGCGAACAACAACUAUUAUUAUUUUUUCAAGAUGCAACACAUCUAGCUACGAAAUGGUGUAAUCGUUUAUUAUCGUCUACAGCUGAAUUACGUCUUGGUGACCAAUCAAUAUCGAUCAAUCAUUUAUAUAGCAUUAUUGAUAAUGGAAAAUUUACUAAAAUUGAUCAUGGCUUGACGAAAUCUGAUAUUAAUCCUAAAGAUCGCCAAAAUUUUAGUUCCUGUGUAAAAUUAACAUCUGAUGAUCUAUUUAAAAUUUUAAAAGACAAUGUUGAUACUCAGGGAACCUUGAUUUAUCUACAGAUGUUUAAAAUGAUUAUAAUGGCUUAUAUUGAUAAAAAAACAACGAUUGCUGCGCGUGAACCAGCGUAUUUGUCUGUGGAAAUAAGUGCACAUCAUUUAUUAUAUUUAAUUUUACUUGUUCAACAAAAACAACUACCACCACAAUCAUUACAUAUUCAUACUUUUAGCUCGCAAGCCUGUGAAUCAAUUUUUCGAAACACGCGCGCAUUAAGUGGAGUCUAUUCAACUAUAGUCAACUUCACUGUACAUGAUUUUUUACGACGUGCUCAAAGAUUGUCACUACUUAAUGAUAUUAAAUUCAAGCAUUUAAAUGAUAGAUCAGUUAAUAAUUUAGUAUUUUCAGUUCAUUACAAACAUCGACAUGAUCAUCAAUCAUUAGCUACACAAAGUCAAAGAGAGGUCGAUCUAAUAGAUGUCGAACAAGUCAUUACCAAGGCUUAUCAUGAAGCAAUUGAUAUGCUUAGUGGCUUAGAAGUAUUGAAUUUACUGAACGAUAAAAAUGUUCUUGGUUUAAAACCCGUAAGUGAAUAUGUAUUUAAACAGUUAAAUUCAAAUUCAAAGAUGUACGACUACUCAUCUCAACUCAGUCAGAUGGAUGAUGGAGAAUUUGAAAUCGAUGAUGAUGAUGAUGAUGAUGAUGAUGAUGAUGAUAAUGAUGACGAUAAUAGAACAGCAGCUGAUCUUAACAUUAAUGAUGGUUUUUCCUCAAAUGAUGAUUACGAUGAUGAAGAUGAACAAGAUGAUACUCGAAAUUUAAUAAAUACAACAAAAGAAGAAUUUUCUGAAAUGAAAGUUCUUAAUACGAUUCAGUCUCACAUAGAACAUUCUUAUUUUAAAGUUAAAAUCAAUGAUGAUACAAAAUAUAUGCAUAAACAAACUGCUUGUUGGCUAGUAACUGGCGAAAAAAGUAAAAUUUCAAACGACCGAUUGCUUCGAGUACAGCAGACUAAUAAAAAAAAUUGAUUCUUUUUUGUUUAUGAAACACUUUCUUGCAUUUUUUCAAUAAAAUAAGCAAUAUUUUGCUGACUUUGAAGUUUUAGAAUAAAUGAAUGUGCUGAAUAAGAAUAAGAGAAAGAUGGUGUAUUUGUCUCUAAAUCAAGACUAUUUAAUAUUUCAUCUAAUAGUACACAUGAUAGAAAUAAAUAAAAAAAUACCGGACUCAAAUUUUUAUAA